This is a messenger RNA of Jatropha curcas, 918 nucleotides long. The record is from RefSeq and is a predicted model, not a curated record. Lineage: Eukaryota; Viridiplantae; Streptophyta; Magnoliopsida; Malpighiales; Euphorbiaceae.
AUGAACAGAGCCAGAGGGGAGGGCAGGGCCAGAGAAGAAAAGGGGGCAAAGGAACAACGGCGCAGAGAAAAAAAAAAAACGAAUGGGGAGAGAGUAUUGUAUGUAUUAUGGAGAGAUAGAGGCAAGCCAGCACCACCAGAGGCAAAAGCGCAAGCCGGGCACACGGAGCAGUCCGAGGGAGAACGGCAGGCAGAAAAGCCAGGCAAGGGGGAAGACCAAGGGGCAGAGCAAGGAGGGAGAGGGGAGGGGGAAGGGAUAAAAAAGGGAAAAACGCAGGCAAAAGGAAGGAUGGGGGAGGGGAACGGAAGUCAAGCAAGCGAAAAAAAUGAGGACGAGCAAGGAGCGAGGAGAGCGGGAGAUGGCAAGAAAGGGGGCGGGGGAGCGGAGGCAGGGGAGAGCCCAGGGGAUCCCGAGGACCACAGAAGCCGACUCCGCAGACAGGAGAAGAGGGGGGAAAAACGCAACAGAAGCCAGAGAAAGGGGCCGCAGGAAGCGGAAGCAGCAAAGAGGGGGAGGCAAAGACAAAAAACGGCGGGGUUAGGAGCAGGAACAAGGGCGCGAGGGACACGGACGGGGCGCCAGAGACACAGCAUGGAAGGGCCCGAAACAGGGAAGCAGAAAGGGGGGAGAACCGGGAGCAGCAGGGGCAAGAGGCAAAGGAGAGAAAGAGGACAAGCAAAAGGAAAGAAGGGGAAGGGGAGACCCAAGAGACAGGGGAAAGAGGGAAGCAAGAAGGCGGGGAAGGACAACGAGGGGAAGGCAGGGAGGCGCCAACGAGAGAAGGCGACCAAGGGGCGGGGCACAAGAGUGCGAAGGGGGGCAACCAGAAGGGCGCAGCGGAGGGGGGGGAAGACCGGAGGGGCGCGGAAAGGCCAAGGAGGCGGGGGGUGCAGCACAAGAGCAGGGCGGGGGCGAUGA